AAACCAGCUGUUGAGACAUAACGUAACGGCGUAUGUUUGUUUUAUUUAAUCUAUUUGGCAUAGCACCUUUUAAACCCUUUUCGAAAAUAUGUGAAGUGAUAAAUAUCUGCGAAAAUUUAAUCAUUCGGUUUGUGAAGUUAUAUAAAAACACGCUUAAUGAAUUGACCUGCUGUUACGUAAAUUAACUGUACUUGAGAACUAAAUAUAUUUAUAAGCACAACAGCAGUAACAACAACUACAACAAUGGAACUUACCGAAACGCUGGCCCUCAAGUUUGGCGUGCCCGUUGAAGCCUUUCGCCUUAUACUCACACUGAUAGCUGGUUAUCCGAUUGCAGCGAUUUAUCGUAAGGUGAUUGUUAACAUAGAAACCAAAGCGUUGCAUCACCUGUUUUUCGCCUUUUGUGGUCUUAGUUUAUGUUAUUUCAAUUAUGGCAAGGACACAUAUCAUUCGCUUUUGGCUAUUAGCGUCACCUUCGUGCUGGUUAAUCUGAUGCGCGGUGCUCCGCAUUUGCUGAUAGGCAUUAACUUCGUCUUUCACAUGAGCUAUUUGCUGCUGGGCUAUUACUUUACGGCCAGCAACGAGUACGAUAUCUUGUGGACCAUGCCACAUUGCAUAUUGACGUUGCGCAUGAUUGGCUUUGGUUUUGAUGUGGCCGAUGGAUUGAAGCCCGCGGAUCAGCUAUCGAAAGAACAGAAGGAGACGGCGUUGCGAGAUCUACCCUCAUUUCUUCAGUUAUUGGCGUAUGCUUACUUUCCCAGUGGCUUCUUGGUUGGACCUCAGUUUCCUUAUCGACGAUACCAGAGGUUCACAAAUGGCGAAUUUCUGGAGCACGCGGGCUGUGUGGACGCCGGCCUUCAGCGUCUAGGCAUGGGUGUACUCUACCUUAUUGUUUGUCAAGUUGGAUUAUCCUACCUACCGGAUAACUAUUUCUUGACACCGGAAUUUGUACAAGUGAACUUCAUCAAGCGCAUCUUUUUACUGGGCUUUUGGGCCAAGUUCACUCUGUACAAAUACAUUGCAUGCUGGCUAUUCGCAGAGGGAGCUCUUAUGUGCAUUGGUUUCACGUACAAGGGCAAAGAUGCACAGGGGCAGCCGGAUUGGUUUGGUUGCACCAAUGUAAAGCUAAUGCUGCUCGAGACCGGCAAUACCAUGGAACACUAUGUGCAGAGCUUCAAUGUGAAUACCAAUCAAUGGGUCGCUCAAUAUAUAUUCAAGCGUCUCAAGUUCCUCAACAAUAGGAAUAUUAGCUACGCGGCUGCUUUGAGUUUUCUAGCCGUUUGGCAUGGCUAUCACAGUGGCUAUUACAUGGCAUUCGUUAUGGAGUAUAUGAUUGUCAGCACUGAAAAACAAAUCGAACGAGUUUACACUAGGGAAGUGCUGCCCAAAUACGGCGAAACGUUAAACAAUUCUAUGAUCUAUAAAAUACUUAAUUUCGUGGCCCUAAAAUCUUACAACAUCGUCUACAUGGGCUGGUGUCUGACCUCAUUUGUUUUUCUCAAAUACGAACGUUGGAUCAAAGUCUAUGCCGCAGUUAACUACUUUGGUUUCAUAUACAUGAUCAUAUGGGCUUGCAUGUUCCGUGGCUAUCGUUUUUUGGUUGGCAAAGAGUCUCGGAAUGUUGAAUCUACUGCAGCAGUAACUGGAAAGCAAUCCACAUAUUAGUGGGUCAACAAUACGUGAACCUGUAUGCGUUCAGCAAAGCUUCUUUCGUUUAAAAUUGAUAUCAAGACGUUACCAAAUAAUCAUAUUUUACUCUAUUAUAUAUAUAGAUUGUAAAUGAUUAAAUGCGAUAAGGAAACGAGGCGUGGCGUAAACGUUUAGCUGUUUUCAAUCGUUCAUAACAUAAAGCAAUGUCUAGUCAGUGAAAAAUAGUUGAGUUGCUCUAUGAACGCGCAAGUGCAAAAAGGCACCGAGACUUAUCCAACUAUAAAGACAAUUUUAUACGAUUAAUAAGUAAAUACAAAUAUAUAUUUUGAUAUGCUCAGAAACUGUAUAAGAGAUAAAGAAAUACACGGAAAGUGUAAAUUUCAAUAAAAUGAAAGCAAUGAAAUCAGAUAGAGAUAAGUUCAUUAACAUUUCCUUGAUCCUUGUAAAUAUUGUAGAAUCAAGGCUUUUAAACUAUAUCGUAGUUAGUUUUUA
Messenger RNA from Drosophila hydei, 2142 nucleotides. RefSeq names its product lysophospholipid acyltransferase 5 (gene nes). The record is from RefSeq and is a predicted model, not a curated record. The coding region runs from base 244 to 1665 and encodes 473 amino acids. Gene Ontology annotation, molecular function: 1-acylglycerophosphocholine O-acyltransferase activity; lysophospholipid acyltransferase activity. Lineage: Eukaryota; Metazoa; Arthropoda; Insecta; Diptera; Drosophilidae. Gene Ontology annotation, biological process: lipid modification; phosphatidylcholine biosynthetic process. The transcript has 4 exons. Gene Ontology annotation, cellular component: membrane.